Messenger RNA from Papaver somniferum (opium poppy), 969 nucleotides. RefSeq lists its product as uncharacterized. The record is from RefSeq and is a predicted model, not a curated record. Bases 1 to 969 code for a protein of 322 amino acids. The transcript is spliced from 6 exons. NCBI's taxonomy places the organism in Eukaryota, Viridiplantae, Streptophyta, Magnoliopsida, Ranunculales, Papaveraceae.
AUGGCAAAGCUUAUCGAUGUAUCUCGUAGUUUACGUUUACUAUUGGCUUUUCUCAUUCUGGUAGUCGUUAUUCAUGAAUCAGUUGAAGGAAGAACAAUCGCAAAAGCAUCCAACAAAGCGAUACUCAAAACCCUAAAGGGUGACAAUGAUGAAAUCGUUGACUGUUAUGAUGUAUACAAACAGCCUUCUCUCAAUAAUCCUUUGCUCCAGAAUCAAACAAUCCAGCAAGCAAAGAUUAUUCUCCAAGGCGACGGUUUUCGAGGUGCACAAGCCAAAAUAAAUAUUUGGAAACCAGUGACUGAACCAGGGGAAUAUAGUGCAUCAAUAGUUUCGGUUGCAGCGGGUGAUGACGGUGGAGAAUCUAUUAAUGUGGGAUGGCAGGUCAAUUCAGCAUUGUAUGGUGAUAAUGAAGCCAGGUUUUUCGUGUUUUGGACGGCCGACAACUCCAAAAGUACGGGUUGUUAUGACCUCAAGUGCACAGGCUUUGUGCAGACUUCCUCGGUUAUUUACCCUGGUAUCACUUUCAAUCCAAUAGCCGGAUCCGUUUUUCAGGGCACCCAAUACGAUGCCACCUUCAGUAUAUUCCAGGACCAAUCCACCGGAAACUGGUGGGUACAAUAUCAAGGGUCUGAGGUGGGAUACUAUCCGCCAUCUCUUUUCAAGCAAUUAUCAAUAAAAGGUACCGCAGUACACAUUGGUGGUUUGAUCUUCAACACAAGAAAUCAAGGAAGACAUACUGCUACUCAAAUGGGCAGUGGUCAUUUACCAUCGGAAGGAAAAUUUGGAGUAUCAAGUUAUUUUUCUCAAGUUAAAGUAAUCGAUGGAAAUAAUAUAGCUAGAGACCCUAAGACUGUUGUAGUGUAUCAAACAAAUCCAAAUUGCUAUGGUUUGUCUGUUGAUCACCACCAACAUCUGCAAGGUUAUGGCUUUUUCUAUGGAGGCCCUGGCUUUAGCUAUAAUUGUCAGUAG